AUGGCUUGGGCAGACAACUCGCCACCUCGCUGGGGGUGGGUGACCCUGGGUCUACUCGUGCUGUUGCUCGGUCUGGCCUGCUGUAGCAGUCACGAAGUGACGGAUUGCGCAGCCGAGGACGGCGGCGUCUGUGGCGUCUGCGGUCCCAUCCAAGACUGCUCCUGCACCGUUGAGGUUGUGAAUGCGUGGAACCGGCGCAUCUUUCACCCGCAGCUGCGCGAGCUGGUGCAACGACCUUUUUUCCGCUAUUUUCAGACCAAUCUGGAUGCCACCUGCCCACUUUGGGACGACAGCCAGGAUCUGUGCAGCUCUCUCAGCUGUGCCAUCUCCACUUGCCAAGCUACCGAGCUGCCAGAGGCCGUCCCCCGGGAUCCCCACGUCACUCACGUGGUCAAUGCUCGCUGCGUCGAGAUGAACAAUGUCUCCCAGACGUUGGACCCCAAUCUUGCUGAGCCAACGCCUCACCAGGAUGCCUUUGACUUUUGUCUCCGCGACGAGUUUGAGCUUGGCGCCGGACAACUCGAGUACAUUGAUCUCUUGGCCAAUCCUGAGGGCUACACGGGCUUUAGCGGACCCGCCGCCCAUCGAAUUUGGAAUGAAAUCUAUGACAGCAACUGCUUCAUCAAGCAGCGUCCUACUGCCGCUCUCCCCGCCGAUUUCUUUG
Messenger RNA from Monosiga brevicollis MX1, 664 nucleotides. RefSeq lists its product as uncharacterized. Gene Ontology annotation, molecular function: protein-disulfide reductase activity; thiol oxidase activity; FAD binding. The annotation marks the transcript as partial. Gene Ontology annotation, cellular component: endoplasmic reticulum membrane; endoplasmic reticulum. NCBI's taxonomy places the organism in Eukaryota, Choanoflagellata, Craspedida, Salpingoecidae. The record is from RefSeq and is a predicted model, not a curated record. Gene Ontology annotation, biological process: protein folding in endoplasmic reticulum. The transcript has a single exon.